Salvia splendens (bonfire salvia) is the source of this 516-nucleotide messenger RNA. RefSeq names its product zeatin O-xylosyltransferase. The record is from RefSeq and is a predicted model, not a curated record. The transcript has 2 exons. Bases 1 to 516 code for a protein of 171 amino acids. Lineage: Eukaryota; Viridiplantae; Streptophyta; Magnoliopsida; Lamiales; Lamiaceae.
AUGUCAACAGAAUAUAUAUAUCAUGGGCAGUGGAUAAAGUCAACAGAAUAUUUGGGUAAUGUCAACGGAAUAUCAGUAGAACUACAAAGGCACCACACAAAUGGCAACACGAAAUUGGGAACAUAUCUGGAACAGAUCAGUGAAAUGUGCAGCUGCUGGCGUAGCCGCAAUGCUCGCCUUGCUUCCGCGAUCGCGGGGGUGGAAUUCGUGCGUGGAGAGCAUGACGGCGGGGUGGCGAUCGCGGCGUGGCCUAUGCAUUCCGACCAGCCGAGCAACGCCGCGCUGGUUGCAGAUGUUUUGAAGACGGAGAUUGUGGUGAGGGAGUGGAAGGAUAGGGCGGGAGUAGUGAAGGCGUCGUUGAUUGAGAGUGUCGUGAGGAGAUUCAUGGCGUCGGAAGAAGGGUGUCGGAUUAAGGAGACGGCGGAGAAGCUGGGCGCCGCCGUGAGGGAGGCGACGGAGGCGGGCGGCGUUUCGAGGAUUGAGUUGGAUUCGUUCAUUGCUCAUGUCAUUAGAUAG